UUGAGAGCGUGCGAUACAUGUUCAUGCAUAAUAUGGCCACGGCGAGGGUUCGAUUGGAUAAGAUGGAAGAAAAUGGCAUGCGAGGAGUUAUUAAAUUUUAGUGAGAUGUUUAUUUGCUCCAUUUGCGUAGGAUGGGAGGCUGCAUAGGUAUAACUAGGGCAAGAAAUGCCUCGAUUAACGAUACGUCGGAAAACUCAACGAGAACCAAUUCAGGAAAUUCAAGAAGAAAUCAUCUCUUGUGUCACGAGGUAAUCAGAUGGAAAUCGGAUGUACCUCUAACCGAGGGUCAGCUAAGGAGCAAGCGAGAUGAGUUUUGGGACACUGCGCCAGCGUUUGAUGGUCGCAAAGAAAUUUGGGAUGCGUUGAGGGCAGGCGCGACCGCGGCGGAAGCGCAGGAUUAUCAGUUGGCACAAGCCAUAUUGGACGGAGCUAAUAUUUCUGUACCAAAUGGAUUCUUAACGGAAUGUUACGAUGAGUUGGGAACGCGUUAUCAAGUACCUAUUUAUUGUUUGUCCUACCCGAUUAAUAUCGUAAAAGAAGACAGCGGAAGGGACUCUCCCGCUGAUUGUUCAGAACCAGUCGACGAAGGAACAGAGCAAACUUUGAAACUUAGACUAUCGACCACUCUAGGAGAGGUGAAACUACCCGUUUAUAGCAAUGACACGAUUGGUAUUGCCAAGAAAAAAUUACAGAGCCAGGAAGGUCUGGAACCGUCACGUCAGAGGUGGUUCUUCGGUGGCAAAUUGCUGGGCGAUAAAAUGCACAUAGAGGAAGCGAAGGUACAACCAGGUUAUGUGAUACAAGUGAUCGUGAAUCCGGAGAAAACGGAUAACAGCCCCGUGAGAGCUAGUUGAACUUGUGCACCGGCAUGACGAAAGUACGUCAUGUACAAUAAGAAAUCAAUAAUAGGCAUAUUUCUACGCUUGUUAACAAAAACCUUGUUAACUUAUAUACUGAAGUAAGGAUAUCAUAUUUUUUAAUUUUGUAUCACAAUUAUCAUGCGAUAUCAUCACACGGAAUGACCGAUCAUUUUAGGAUAAAUUGGACAUAACAAUAUACUUGAAUUAGAGAUUUCUCUAUUUAACAAAAAAUCGCCAACUAAGUGCAAUCAGUUUUCCUCAUGUUAUUAAAUAUUUACAUAUUUAUCCAAUACAUUGUAUGUAUUGUAAACAAUUUGUGUAGGGAAAACACUCUUUUUUUUAAGAGAAAGCUAAUUAUAAAAUGGAAACUAGUAUCUUUAUUAAUUUGGUUUCUUUCAAUUUCAUGUAAUUUCUGCGACAAGAAAAUUUACUGAAAUACACGAUUUGUUUAUAUUGUUGCGCAAUAUGUGUGCCUUGUGUACUAUUUUUCGUAACGUCGCCAUAAUGUGGAGGAGUUCACAAUUCUGCGGUAUCAAAAUUUUUUGUUACAAUUGUAAAUGUCACUAUAUAUAUAAAGAGAUGGAAUAUCGAAUUAUAUAUUAAAGCAAAACGGCCAUUUAUGUGAUAAUGUUUUAUAAUAGGAUAUCUACAUAAUGUACACACACAUAGGAUACUUUCUCUGGUUUUUGCGAAACAAGAAAUAAUUCUGGGAUGAAUUCUGAUCCCGUUUGCGUUAUGUCCCAUUGUCCUCUCUCCACAAAUAAAAUCAUGCAUGAUACAUGAAGGGAAUAUCAAUAUUUGCUGGACAACAGUGGAAAAAGAUAAAAUAAUACUCAUGCACGAAGUAUAUACCUAGGGAUUGUGUAAUAGUCUACGUUUUAUUUGCAACUGCUCUCAUUUCUCUUAUUUCUUCGUAAUUUUUAUCGUGUGGGUACCUCUGAUUCUUAGUACUAUAUUCUUCGCCAAACUAACAUUUCCGUACCGACACACCGCGAUUGUCCUACUAAUAUUACGUUAGUAAAAUAAUUCUAAAUUAUUGUCGUCAUAUCUUCUAUUUCUAUUAUUUAGUUAUUACAUACUCUCGUAAAGGCAUAAAUAUAAAUUCAUACAGACCUAGUAUUACUUUAUAAGCAUAAUUAUACGAGAUAUUAAAUACGACUUUGACAGCUGAAUUUCAUUUCGAGUGAACUACGAUAAUAAAAGACCAGGAGUAUAUAUAUUUGCACUUGUGUUAAAUGAACAGAAUUAUAAUUUUUAUAUCUAAGAAGAUUGCUACGGUGCAGUUAUAUACACUAUACGUAAGUGUAUACAUAUUGUGUAUAAUUGCACAUAGCAAUCUGUCGCAUAUAAAAUUUAUAUUUUUGUUUAUUUGAGAUAGGUAAAAUAUAUACAUUGUAUAUCUGGUGCAAUGAUGAACUUUGAUUACUGCUAUCUCAUUUGAUUUAUAUAGAUAUACAUAAUAAUUUAAAUAUGUAUAUAUAUAUACUAGGUACAAGUUUUCAAAGAAGUGCUUUGCAUCGAACAAAUCAAUAAUUAUUAUUAUUGAAUAAGGAAAUACGUUCACGAUGCUUUUGUAUUUUACAUAUGUAUACGUAUCAUUUAAAUGUGCGUAUAAAGGAUAUACACUGCCUAGUCUUGACUAGUUUAACAAAAUUUCGGAAAUUUAUUCUGCAGGGAAAGAAACAGAGGAAACCUAAUGUUUGAAAAAAGAUUAAUGAUUGCGGGGGUAUUACAAUUAAUAAGAUUGCAUUUACAUGCAUAUUAAUAUGUAGCGUUAACUACUAAGCACUGUUCGUUGCAAAUGAGUCACAACAGUAUGAUGCUAACAAAAAUUUUUUAUUAAACUAAUGUUAAGCCUACCGGAUACUUUGCGACCAUUUUAAAGAUGUUCAAGUAACGAGGGAAAGAAUGAAUAACGGCUUUUACAUUUAACUUGAGCGGAACUUGGUGAUUACUACAUACCACAUUUCUUUCAUCAAAAAGACAUAAUACACAAGCACAUAGUGACAGCUCAAAACAAUAUUAAUAAGAUUUGUAGAUUACGUAAUUUACAUAUAUUUGUAUUUAUAGAUUAUGUCUAAUAUAAUGAUUAGUAUAAAUUUGAUCGUUUCGAUCAUACUUUCGUUCGUAUGUAGUAUUCUACAUGAUAUCACAUACAGAUGCAUACAGAUUUAUUAAUACUAAUGCUCAGUUUAAUAUUAAGCAAACGUGCGAGUGUGUGCGUGUGCGUGUGUGUCGCAAAAUAGAAAAAUAUAUACGUUUAUGUAAAUAAACCUUGUUACAAUAAUGAGAGACGUAAUUAUAACCAUUUGAUAAAAAUUGGUACUUAAUGAUGUUAUAUUGGACCAAAAUGCAUGGAAAGCACGUUUUGAAAUCAAACAAUUGGCGAUAAUAGAAUAACUGCCCUACGUCAAGAAUACUAAUUCUGAAGAGUUCGACUAAAUAAUAAUUAUACUUAAGGACAUAGAGUAUCACACUUAUACAUAUAAGCGUACUUUAUAUAUAUAUAUAUAUAUAUAUAUAUAUAUAUAUUUGAAAAUGAUAAAUAAUACUAACAAGACCACUGAUUUUGGUUGUGGUUUAACAUUAUGUGAAAUAUGUGUUGCAUAUAUUUCGCGUUAAUUAAUAAUUUUUAAAAUCGCGUUUCAUGUAAAAACAGAAAUUAAUUUUGAUUAUAUAAUGAAAUAUAGAAGAUGAUUAUUUCAUGUUACAUGUAUUUAAUAAUGUAUUUAAAAAAUACAUAUGUUGAGAAAAAAAUGUAUAUAUUAUAGUUCCUAAGUUUAAGUACUAAUCAUUACGACACGUAUUAUAUAAUAUAAAGUAUUGUAAAAUAAAGUAUGAAAAUGUUGCGAAACCAUUGGAGAGCUCUAUAUAUUUUAAUACGUAAUUUGUUACAUAGGUAAUAAUUAUGUGGCACGAGCAUAAAUAAGAGAGAUGGCACAUUAAUAAAUAACCUUUUUUAUUACAUAGAAA
Molecule: messenger RNA, 3833 nt
Organism: Ooceraea biroi (clonal raider ant)
Lineage: Eukaryota; Metazoa; Arthropoda; Insecta; Hymenoptera; Formicidae
Product: ubiquitin domain-containing protein 1
Molecular function (GO): protein binding
Source: RefSeq, a predicted model, not a curated record